AUGGCCGCCUCGCAGGGAGAUACCAUUCCCCGCGAUCCACCUUCGUCUUCCACCGCCUCUGACAACUCGCCAUCAGCAUCUCCCACUCCCCAGACCAGCUCCAACUCCAAUUCCGAUUCUAAUCCCAAUCUGAAAUCGCCUCUCAAACACUCUGCAACGUCCUACUUCACCUAUCCUGUCAGUCACGUUGUAUCCGGCAUCAUUCGUCGUUUGACAGAUCCUCACGCCUCACCACCCAUCCGAUCAUCGUCUCCCUCGCGCAAUGCUUCUAGCAGAAUAGACAAGACAAUGACUUCUCCCCCCGAAUCCACCGCCGUCUACACCCCCAAGCGCACUGCUUCUCCGUUUCAGCCGCCUCCUCUCACGCCCCUGACACUCUCCAACCCUACACCAGGGAAUCUCCAACGACAGCUCCUCACUCGAGCCCUCGCAGAGGAGAUACGCCUGCUCGUCCCGCCCCGGCUCCAGCUCGUGGACACCUGGCGCCUUGCUUACAGCUUGGACCGCGACGGCGCAUCGCUGGCGACCCUCUAUGACAACUGUGAUAAGUUCUCUCACCGUAGCCUGCGGGCAGGCUAUGUGCUAGUCGUGCGCGACUCUUCCCCGGGCGGUGCUGUGUUUGGCGGCUACUUGACGGACAAACCACACCCUUCUCCCCAUUAUUACGGUACGGGCGAGUGCUUCCUCUGGCGUGCCAGCGUGAUUUCCUCCUCUCCUUCCUUCCAUCAUUCUCAGACAGGGGCCCUUGGCGGGCUUGGCAGCGGGCCUGCGUCAGACGGUAAGCUGGACCUUUCUGGGCUUCCGCCACCGCCCAGUGCCGAUACAACGCAUAUGGGCAGGUCGACCACUUUGCGUGGAGAAAAGAAAGGUCGUAAUGGACAGCAGACGGCCAGCACGAACGAGGAUGGCCUCCUAGCUCCUCCGAAUGGCUCGGGCGGGAGCGUCCAGAGCAGUGGUAGGAGCACACCUGAGCCCAUUAGAUUCAAAGCCUUUCCCUAUAGUGGGGUAAACGAUUACAUGAUCUUUUGCGAGACGGGCUUUUUAAGUCUAGGUGGCGGAGACGGCCACUAUGGUCUCUGGCUAGACUCUAGUCUUGAAAAAGGCGUCAGUGCCCCGUCCCAAACAUUUGGAAACGAACCUCUUUCGGACGAAGGUACCAAAUUCGAUAUCCUCGGCGUCGAAGUCUGGUAUAUAGGUGCUUGA
Monascus purpureus is the source of this 1203-nucleotide messenger RNA. NCBI's taxonomy places the organism in Eukaryota, Fungi, Ascomycota, Eurotiomycetes, Eurotiales, Aspergillaceae. The record is from the annotation of a GenBank genome assembly.